Messenger RNA from Mustela erminea (ermine), 4121 nucleotides. It is a transcript of the gene ZFP69, whose product is annotated as ZFP69 zinc finger protein. The coding region runs from base 1267 to 2853 and encodes 528 amino acids. The record is from RefSeq and is a predicted model, not a curated record. The transcript has 6 exons. Gene Ontology annotation, biological process: negative regulation of transcription by RNA polymerase II; regulation of cytokine production; regulation of immune system process. Lineage: Eukaryota; Metazoa; Chordata; Mammalia; Carnivora; Mustelidae. Gene Ontology annotation, molecular function: RNA polymerase II cis-regulatory region sequence-specific DNA binding; DNA-binding transcription factor activity.
UCGUGGGCGGAGCCCGCGGCGGGGCGUGCAGAGCCGCCGGAAGACGCGCGCACAGAGAGGGUGGCUGCGCAGCUGCUUGUGGUGGCCGGACAGGGGGCUAGCGGGGCGGCGCGGGGGCAAUUGGCGCCGCGGGCGACGGCGGGGCGCGGCGGGAGGACGAAGGCGCCAGGCCACCCGGGGCUGCGGCCCACGAGGCGGGGCGGCGGGUGGAGUCGGCCGCCGCCGGCCCGGCGUCACAGCGACAGCCCGCGAGGUGUAACCUCGCCCGCAUCUGGGAGAAGCCGGGUCCGGGCAGCCCUCCCACUGCGGCCCGCGGAGCCCCGCUCCCUGGCGCGCGGCCGCAGAAGGCCUCCUGGGAGGGCGGCGGCGCGAUGCGGUGCGAAGGCCGGCCUUAGGCAGGCUCCGCGGGCAGCCGGGAGAAACCCCGCGUCCGGGGCGGAGGCCGAGGUCCCGCGGGCUUCCUUUGGGAGCCCGCGGGAACGUGGGGGCGUGUUUUGGAGAAUCGUUGGUGAGCGGGGACAUGUGGUCUAGGAGGGCUGGGGUAGAACAAAAUCUGCUACCUCGGGAUCCACCGAAGAGACACCCUGUGGCGCGGAAAGCUUCGGGAGCCAGCGCUCUUGCGGCUGCGUCCCUGAUCCCAGCAGCGUCCAGGGCCGAGCUGCUGAGGCUUCGAGGGGCCGCAGCCUCUGUCCCGGGGAGACACAGCCAGGAGCAGUGAGGAGGGCCAGCUUCCAAAUGAUGCUUGGAAAGUUUCCCCACUUUGGCAGAAGAUGCAUGCAACUCACAAAGAGGGACGUCAAGGCAGCGUCUACGCUUGUAUGUGCAUAUGGAACUGGGAGACAGCCGCAUCCAAGAGCAUUGAUCAUACUUACUCCCACAUUGAUGCCAAAUCUUUGUUUUUGGAUCUUUUGCAGUUUGAAAUAUAUUUUCGCACGUUCUGGAAUUCUGACUGUGUGUUGGGUGCUUCUUGGAUUCCUCUUCUGCCUUUUGCUCCUCUAGAAGAAUAUAGAGGCAUGCACUCAAACCUACUCAAAUGGCUGCCUCCUGGGGUGGCUGUACUUAAUCUAAGAGAGAAGUCAGUUUUUCAGAGUUAAAGUCACCUGAGCCUCUAGGAGCCCACAGCCUCUGGUGCCACAGGGACACACCAAAGUUCCAAGGGCAGGAGAUUGUGCUCAGAGGAGACGACGCACCUGUGAAGCCUUUCAGUAGAGGUUCUGGCGGUUUUUCUCACCAGAAGUGGACAAGUUCUGUCGGGUGGGCAGCAUCAUGCUACAGCAGCUCCUAAUCACCCUGCCCACAGAGGCCAGCACCUGGGUGAAGCUACGCCAUCCAAAGAAGGCCAAGGAGGUGGCACCCUUGUGGGAGGACGUGACUAAGAUGUUUGAAGGAGAAGCGCUGCUGUCUCAGGAUGCCGAUGAGACCCAGGAAGAAAGUUUGAAGGAUGAAGUCACGUCUGGGUCCCGAGCAGCAGAAUCCCAGGAACUGUUGACCUUCAAGGACAUAUCGGUGGACUUCACCCAGGAGGAAUGGGGACAACUGCCCCUUGCUCACCGGAAUCUGUACCGGGAGGUGAUGCUGGAGAACUAUGGGAACUUGGUCUCAGUGGCAGGAUAUCAACUUUCCAAACCUAGUGUGAUAUCCCAGUUGGAGAAAGGACAAGAACCAUGGAUGACAGAGAAAGAAGGCCCAGAAGAUCCCAGUUCCGGUGAGACUAAGACAGACUCGAGGACUAAAACAGAAACCGAUGCAUCAACUGCAAAGAACAGCAUUUUACAGGAACAGUUUUAUCAUGGCAUUAUGAUGGAAGGGUUCCUGAGAGAUGAUGGCAUUUAUUCCACACUGAGAAAAGUCUCUAAAUAUGCUGGUGACUUAGAAAGCCACCAGGAAACCCAUGGGAGAGAUGGAAGACAAGCCAUCCUGACCCACAAGAAGAGUGGCCAAGAAACUAACAAAUUUGGGGAAAAUAUUGUCAGUUCAAACGUUAUUAUAGAGCAGAGGCACCGUAAAUGUGAUACACCUAGAAAGAGGAACAAAUACAAGUUAGACCUGAUCAAUCAUCCGAGUUACAUAAGAACAAAAACCUAUGAAUGUAACAUAUGUGAAAAAAACUUCAAACAACCCAUUCAUCUCACUGAACACAUGAGAAUUCAUACUGGUGAAAAGCCUUUCAGGUGUAAGGAGUGUGGAAGGGCCUUCAGUCAAAGUGCAUCCCUGACUACGCACCAGAGGAUCCAUACUGGUGAGAAACCCUUUGAAUGUGAAGAAUGUGGCAAAGCUUUCCGACAUCGCUCAUCUCUUAAUCAGCAUCACAGAACUCACACUGGAGAGAAACCCUACGUGUGCGAUAAAUGUCAGAAAGCUUUCAGCCAGAACAUCAGCUUGAUCCAGCAUCUGAGAACUCAUUCUGGAGAGAAACCCUUUACGUGCAAUGAAUGUGGGAAAACCUUCCGGCAGGUCAGGCACCUUAGUGAACACAUAAGAAUUCACACUGGGGAGAAGCCCUACGCAUGCACCGCGUGUUGUAAAACCUUUAGUCAUAGAGCGUAUCUAACACAUCACCAGAGAAUCCAUACUGGGGAGAGACCCUACAAAUGCAAGGAAUGUGGGAAAGCCUUUAGGCAGAGGAUACACCUUAGCAACCAUAAAACUGUUCAUACAGGAGUGAAAGCAUAUGAAUGCAGCCGCUGUGGAAAAGCCUACCGGCAUGAUUCCUCCUUUAAGAAACAUCAGAGACACCACACUGGAGAAAAACCGUAUGAGUGUAAUGAGUGUGGAAAAGCCUUCAGCUAUAACUCAUCACUUAGCCGACACCAUGAGAUACACAGGAGGAAUGCCUUUCGAAAUAACGUGUGAAAAUAGAUUACUCAACAUGAGAACAAAAGCCAGCUCUAAAUCAAUGAUUCUGUGUUUUUAAAUUCCAGGAUUCUGAAUUUGAGUAAUUGGUAUCAUGAUGCCAGCUUUUAAUUUUGCCCAUUAUGUAAAUAAACAGUACACCAAUAACUACUAUCUACUAACACCUCCAUACAAAGUAUUUAAUCAAGAAUAAAGGAUGUCCUUCAAAUUAAAUUCAGCAUUAUGGAGAGUGCACACAUAAUUGUUAUCUUACUGAUUUCAUGGUGGAUCAGUUGUUCUCCAUGGCCAUUCACUGAUUUAUAGACUUAACAAUUGGGAUGAACUGUUGAAAAUGUCACCACCCCUAUUUUUUAAGUAAGCUUUUAUUUUUUCAAUGGGGAAACUUAAAAAUGGGGUAAGGCUCAAAAGGCAUAGAAAGUCAUAUAAGGGAAGUCCUUUUCCUACAUCCCCAAAUUUUUUAUAGAGGCAACCAUUUUUUAUAACUAAUUUUUUUGUGUGUGCACCCUUCCAGAGAUUUUUGUAUUUAUAUCCAAGAGAAUAUAAAUGAAGAGUUUUUCUUUUUAAGCAUAACACAUCUGCACUUUACUUUGAUCAUUUAACCAUUUAUCACAAAAGUCAUUCCAUAUUAGUGGAUAAAGUGCCUAAUAGUUCCUUUUUACAACUGCUUAGUAUUCUGUGGUUUGGAUAUAGUUUAAUUUAUUUAGCCAGUCCACUAUGGAUGGACUUUUGGAUUUCCAUUCUUUUAUUGCAAUGAAUAGUCUUAAACAUUUUUUAAAUUUCUCAGACACAUAAGUAGACAUGUAGGGUAAAUUUUGAGAACUGGAAUCUUACUAGAGGGCAUGUGCAUUUUUAUGAUGAUAUUGCCAAACUGGCCUUCAUAGGUUGGACUGAUCUAUUUUCCUACCAGCAAGAUAGAGAACUAUAGGACCCACUUGAUGCUGAAGCAUGUCCUGGACCAUCUGCCCUUUUAAUCAUCAAAGAAGUAUCCGUUUGUCUCAGUAACUUAGCCCAGAAGUACCAGCUGAGCUGCAGCCCCAGGGAGAGUGGUGCUUGCCGUUCCUGGAGCCAGAGAAGAAUCUGCAUCUUCCUGAAGCCAAGCCCACCAAAAUCUCAGCUGCAGGAGAAACCCUUUCUCCACCAACUACUCCAGUCCCUAAUUCUGAGGCUGGAGCUGACUGAUCAGUGAGAGUCCCUUUGAGGAGGCCAGUACACUUGUCAUAGCAAGUAAAAUUGUGGCUGCAGCCCUUCUGAUGGGAUGGAGGAACACG